This is a messenger RNA of Phaeoacremonium minimum UCRPA7, 579 nucleotides long. Its product is annotated as putative n-acetyltransferase ats1 protein. Gene Ontology annotation, molecular function: N-acetyltransferase activity. Lineage: Eukaryota; Fungi; Ascomycota; Sordariomycetes; Togniniales; Togniniaceae. The coding region runs from base 1 to 579 and encodes 192 amino acids. The transcript has 2 exons. The record is from RefSeq and is a predicted model, not a curated record. Gene Ontology annotation, biological process: protein acetylation.
AUGGCUUCAGAGACUGCAACAGUCAGGCACGCCAGACUGGAAGAUGUCCCUGCUAUCCUGCAGCUCAUCCGUGAGCUGGCGGAUUAUGAGCAUGAGAUUGACUCUGUCGAGGCCACCGAAGAGAAGCUAAUCUCUACCAUCGCCUUUGCUCCAUCGUCAUCAUCAUCAAGCUCCGGCUCCUCCGGCACAGGCCCUGCUGGGCUGCCCGUGACGGAGCCCACGUCUCCCCAGAAGCCCGCCCGAUGCCUGCUGGUCAUCUCACCCGCCACCGGCGCUCCCGUCGGCAUGGCUCUGUACUUUUACAACUACAGCACCUGGCGCGCCCGCCCCGGCAUCUACCUCGAGGACCUGUUUGUCCAGCCCUCCCAGCGUAAGAAGGGUUACGGCAAGCUCCUCCUCGUCCAGCUCGCCAAGGAGGUCAUCGCCAUGGACGGCGGCAGGCUCGAGUGGGCGGUUCUCAAGUGGAACGAGCCCAGCAUCAAGUUCUACGAAAGCAUCGGCGCCCAGAUGAUGAGCGAGUGGGUCGGCAUGCGUGUCGACAGAGAGGGGCUGGUCAAGCUGUCCAAGCUGCUUGACUGA